CCAAGCAAAAGGGGUUCCUCGGCUGAGAUCACAGCUGGACCUGCCACAGGCCAGAAGUAUUUGAAAGGGGAAAAAAGCGGCAACCAUUUAAAACCUUUUGAUUCCCUGCAAUGUCCAAUCAGUAAAUGAACUGCAGAAAUAAAAGCCUGCUUUGGUCCAGACUCCACUCGUCUGUUAUGCAGGUUGCAUGUCUGUGCGUAAGCCCUAUUGCUCAUUUCUCCCUCUAUUUUCCUGCCAUUAUUCAGCAACCCACACCUCUCAAGUCUGACAGUGUGCUCAGUCGUACAGGGAUAAAAAAAUACACAAUGCUGAGUGGUGAAUGUUGAGAGAGGCCAAUGUGGUGUUGAUUACCUUGUCAGCAAUGAGGUUGCUGAGUUUACACAGCCACUGAGAGACUAGAGAGAGAAAGAUAGAGGGAGAAAAGAGAGGGACAGCGGAGGAGAGGAGUGAGGCAGUUAACUGCCUUUCCAUACAAGGAGAGGUAGGGGGAGAAAAGAGGAAGGAGGGGGAGGAGAAAGCGAGAGGCAAUGAGAGACAGAGAGGUAAUAUGAGGAGAUACAAUGAGAGAGGGAAGAGAAAGGAGAUAAAGACAGAGUAUAGAGGGAUAAAGGCUGAUAAGGCAGACAGCCGGUUACGGUGAAGAGAAAGAGAAAGAGGAGAAGUGAGUGAGUGUAGCUGUAUCCUCUCUGAGGUCCCAACAGUGUGAUUCUGCUGCAGCUUCUCCCCUUGACACUGACUGACUGACCCAACACAGAUGAUGUCAUCAGAGCACCUGACUCAGCAGCUACUCGCUGUACUUCUGAACCUUUGCCUCACUUUUGCUGGGCCUUUGCGACCACUCAAUGGGACAGAAUGCACAGCCAAGGGUCCUGCUUCCUACAUCCUGGUCUUUACAGGUCACUGGAGCCCACAGGCCUUCCCUAAGCAGUAUCCACUCUUCCGGCCCCCUGCACAGUGGUCCAAACUCAUAGCGGUCAGCCAUAAUCGCCAUUUUCGGCUGUGGGAGGAGGGUGCUCCAGCCAGCGCAGGGGUGCAGAACUUCGCUGAAGUCGGGGUGACAGUGGAGCUGAUGAAGGCAGCCAAGGAGGCCAGGAAGAGACGGGCAGUCGGUGCCAUGCACCGAACAGCCGGAAUCCCUAACGGCAUUGGGCACAGCUCCACGGAGUUGCUCAUGCAGCCCCGGAGCUCACUGUUGUCUCUGAUGGUAAAGAUGGUCCCCAGCCCCGACUGGUUCGUUGGCGUGGACAGCCUAAACCUCUGCGAGGGCAGCCGGUGGAAACAGGAAGUCACCAUUGACCUCCAGCCAUAUGAUGCCGGGACAGACAAUGGAUUCACUUUCUCUUCUCCCAACUUCCCCACCAUCCCCCCAGAAAACAUCACAAAGAUCACAUCUCAGAUGCCAAACCAUCCAGCCAACUCCUUCUACUAUCCACGUUUGAAGGAGCUUCCACCUAUUGCCAGCAUAAAGAUAACUCAACAGAGCAGAUCAUCUGACCGCCAAACCCCAAUGUCCAAUCAUAUUCUGCCAAACUCUAUUAUUCCUAAACGCUUCUCAGCGACACCAUUGGACUGUGAAGUGUCUUUCUGGUCACCCUGGGGUUUGUGUCUUGGUCCCUGCUCUAGAGGUGGUGUCCGCCACCGCACACGUUACAUCCUCUUGCGGCCGGCCAAUGCUGGCGUCCCCUGCCCUGAGCUUGAGGAACAGACUGAAUGUGUACCACACAGCUGUAUGAGACUCCAGUAACCCAUAGCGUGCACAAGCACAGAUACUGCCAGUAUUCAACACUGGGACUCUCAUGUUAUUACUGCUGGACUGAGAAAUGUGGCUGCAUUUUGAGCAUCUCCUUGAUAAUGCAAAGGAUUUUUGUUUUUGUCACAGUCAAAUUGUGAAAAUUAAAGACUUGCUGCCUUACCUGUGCAGCCUGUUAGUAUUAGAGUGUACACUCCUCUGGGUGUAUUUUAAUGGCAAUAAAGGAAAAUGUAAGUCUGAGUGUAGCAGAGUGUUGGACAGUUAAUACAUGUUUGAGAUAACACUUUGAAUGUGUUCAGAUAAAAAGUGAUUUUUAUAAAUUCACGUGGAUGCAGAGUAGAGAAAAUUAAGAGGCAAAUAUGGCCCUCUUUAAAGGCCAGUUUGAGACUUAUUAUAGUUUGUUCAUUAUCAACAAAUAUAUGCAUUUAAUCUGUAAGCUUAUUGUGGCACACCAGAGUCAGGAAUCUUCCACACACUGUUACAUGUAUGCACACAAAGGUCCUUGCACAUACUGCAUACUUUUACAGGCAUGGAGGUAUUAGUUUACAACCUAUACAUGUUUGGCACAUGCAUCUUAUUCAAAAUAACCUCACACCCCAACCCCGAUUUAUAAAUAUCACCUUUCACAAGAAACACCUAAUAGCUGACUUGGCUUCGAGCUAGUCUGAAGAAGCUGGCCUAUUUUAUAAUAAGAUACUUUUUUUUUUAGAAAGGUUUUUAUAGAAAGAAAGAUAAAUAUUUGUAUUAUUAUAUCUUUUGAUAUUUCAAUGUUGAGAUUUUGUAUAUACUGUAUGAUGUAUCUUAUCUUGUAGAACUCAUGAAUAAAUAUGGAGGUGUGUUUUUCAA
Messenger RNA from Perca fluviatilis (European perch), 2596 nucleotides. RefSeq names its product spondin 2a, extracellular matrix protein (gene spon2a). Lineage: Eukaryota; Metazoa; Chordata; Actinopteri; Perciformes; Percidae. Gene Ontology annotation, cellular component: extracellular matrix. Gene Ontology annotation, biological process: cell adhesion. The record is from RefSeq and is a predicted model, not a curated record. The transcript is spliced from 6 exons. Bases 755 to 1744 code for a protein of 329 amino acids.